Molecule: messenger RNA, 1312 nt
Organism: Daktulosphaira vitifoliae (grape phylloxera)
Lineage: Eukaryota; Metazoa; Arthropoda; Insecta; Hemiptera; Phylloxeridae
Product: lipid droplet-regulating VLDL assembly factor AUP1-like
Exons: 9
Coding region: 117-1292 (391 amino acids)
Cellular component (GO): membrane
Molecular function (GO): protein binding; acyltransferase activity
Source: RefSeq, a predicted model, not a curated record
AUUUGUUUAUUUUAAAUAGUUAAAAAAAGCAUAGUUAUGUUGUUUCUGUGUGGUGUAUAAUUCUUUUACAUCCAAUAAUUUGGGUUUCAAUUUAUCAAAAUUAAUAUUUUUAAAAUAUGAGUUCCAAUAUUACUAUUGAAAACUUGUUUGAAAAAUCUAGGUUUCCACAAUCUUCUAGUGAAUUAAUUGGAGUUAUAAUUUACUUUCCAUUUGGAGUUAUUUUAGCAGUUAUUAGGGCAUUUAUUGCACUAAAUGCAUUAUGUUUAACUAUUAUCUCGAGUAAUUAUCCAAGAUUACGCAGACCGUUAUUACGAAUUAUGUGUGGAGUACUUGGAUUAAUUGUUGUAGAGAAAAAAAAUUCUGUUCCAAAAAAAAGUCAAGUGAUUGUUUCUAAUCAUUUAUCUAUUUUUGAUCAUAUUGCAUUGUAUUUAGUUACUGAUUCAUUUACGCCAACAAAGAAAUUAAGUGGAUCAAGUGCUUUGUUCUUUGGUCUUUUAUCAUUGUUAAAUAAUGAUAAUGUAGCUUCAGAAUCAAGUAUCAUAAAACAGUUUUUAUCCACUGGAAAAUCAUUAUUAUUAUUUCCUGAAGGUACCACUACUAAUGGAAAAUAUGCACUUCUUAAGUUUGCAACUUCAACUUCAAUUAUAUGUGACAAACUGCAACCAAUUGUCAUAACUAUAAAACGUCCUUAUCUUUCUAACAUAAAUUUCUCAGUAUUAGGUUGUAGUCAGUUUACUGAAAUAUUUUGGUUUUUCUUUGUUCCAUUCACUAAAUUUGAAUAUAAAAUUCUUCCUGUAGUUGAAAGAUUAAAAGAUGAUUCAAAUGAAACAAUGAUGUCAAGGGUUGAAAUAGCUAUUUCUCAAGAAUUAAAAAUAUCCACAUCUAAUUUUACUAAAAGUGACAAAGCCGAAUUUGAAAAAAAGUACUUAUUGGAACUAUCUAAUGAAAGAAAAAGAUGCAACAAGCAAUUAUCCUCAGAUAACACUGAAGAAGAUCCAGAUAUAGUGAGAAUGGCUUUGCAAGUUUCAGAUGUCUUGCCAUAUGUUCCAAAUAAUGUAAUUAUUGCUAAUCUGAAAAGAACUAGGAGUGUUGAUAUAACUAUUACAAAUAUUCUUGAUGGAACUGUGAAGUAUAUACCAUUAAAACAGCCAUCCAGAGAACAAAAACCUGUGGUUAAAAAGAUUGAGUAUAACAAUUUUGAAGUUGCAUCAUUUGUUGAAAGAAAAGCAAAAUUGAUUGAUGAAGCUAGAAAACGAUAUAUAAAGAAACACGGUCUUCAUCACUUAGUUUAACAUAUUAGAAAAAUAUAUAU